CAAAAGGUCUGCAUAAAAUCACGUUCCGCCAGCUUUCAGAUGGAAAUUAAGUGAUUGAAAAUUCCUUACCAACAGUGCGAAAGAUAUCAAGAGAAUGACGAACGGCACAAGCUCAAAUGCGACAAUGACAUCUCCAACGCCCUCUGGCUGCAUGAGAUUAUUCACUCCUACCGAAAAAUGGCUCCAAGUGUCUUCAUUUCUGAUCAUUAUCUUCCUCUCCAUUAUUGGAAAUGCUGUCGUUAUCAUCAUUAUUAAGAAAAAAAGGCACAUGCACACUCCAACAAACUACUUUAUCGUGAAUUUGUGCACUGUGAAUCUGUUGAUCUUGUUGCUCAAUGCAGUUCCAGACAUCCAGGGAAGAAUUGCACCACACCUAGGAUUUGUGGUUUCUGGUUGGCCCGGAAAGAUUCUUUGCAAGCUGCAAGCGUUUCUUACAUCUUGUACAAUAAAUUCCGCCAUCUUGACGCUCGCAAUGAUUGCUGCUGAUCGAUUUAUUGCCAUAUUUUUUCCCCUGAAAAGACUAAUUCACUCCCAAAGAGCGAUCCAGCUGAUUUCUGUGACAUGGCUUAUUCCGGCUUUACAAGGGUGCAUCUUUCUUUACGUCAAUGACCUCGUUGAUUUCGAUGGAACUGUGUACUGUAUGGAAAUAUGGGAACCGGCCAUCCCAAUGUACUAUAACACAAUUUAUACAACAGCCGAUUUCAUCAUGUUUUAUGCCUUGCCUUUGUUGGAAAUCAUCAUUCUUUACAUCGCCAUCAUCUACAGGAUAUGGAUGCGAAGGAUUCCAGGGCACGUGACUACAGCCAAUCAACAAGUCGAACUCAAAGCCAAAAAGAAUGUACUUAAGAUGCUCAUCGUAGCCGUUCUUACGUUCGCAUUAUUCUGGCUUCCUGUUAAAAUAAAUGUCAUGAUUGGGCUUUACAGCCAUGCUCCCUGUCUGUUAACUCCUAUUCGUCGAUUCCUGGCACUCUUUUUGGCCUGUGGUAACUGUGUAAUAAAUCCAAUUAUCUACAUUGUAUUUAGCCAGGACUUUAGAAACGGUUUCAAGGCUCUCUGCCACUGCCUACCCUGCUUUUCCGCUGAUGUUCCUCGUGUGCACACCCAAUUCAGAAAUGUGAGCGAGAUAAGCUUCUCUGUAAAAUGCAAUGGUCACAGCGGUCUUAGCCUAACGAAAUUUCAGAAGAUUGACGACUAGAAGAACUUCUUCUUGCAGCUACAGAAAAGCUAUCAACGAAUGAAUUACACGCUCUCUGUAUUUUGGAUUGGUAUUCAAAAAUAUAAAAACAAUCUGGAAAGCGUAAUAGUGCGAAAGAAUUUUAGUUCCUACACUUCAAUUCACAAGCAGCUCUGAUCUCACACGUAAUAAGUAUUAUUGCUCAAGUAAGAGAUGACAAUAUUUAAAAUUUGGUUUACGCACGAUGUCUUUCCUCUUCCAGGACUGUCGUGACAUUUGAAAAAUAGAUUAACCCUUUAACUCCCAAAAGUGAUUUACAUGGAACUUCUCCCUAUAAUAUUCAUACAUUAUCCUGCAAAAAGGUAUCGAGAAAACUCUAAUUUAUCGGGUAAAAGUUGUUAUCUUGAUCUAACCCUUAAAUCUCAUAACAGAUUUACAAGGAAAUGUAUAGCAACUGGAGGGGAAAAUGUCUUGGGAGCUAAAGGGUUAAGGUGGUGAACUUAGCUUUUUUCCUGGUGGUCCGAAAAGUUUCUUCUUUCUUGACCAUUUUCAUUAGAGCUGCCAGAAAUUAGAUCUCACAUCAGAAGGGAAAUUCAUCUCUUAUUCAUAGAAAUAUGCUAGUAAAUAUGAGAGCUUUCUAUGCAAAUACGCAAUUGUUAAUUACAUGAGGUGGAUAAAAGUUGGAGCUUCUAUUUUCUUUGAGUUAUGUUGCUAAUAGCACUAUCGUGGGUAUAUUUACAGUCUCAUUUUGUCUUCAUGAGGUUAAUUUUAUAUCUCAGAUAUUAAGCACUUUCUCCGUGCAAUUUACCAGUUGGCACCGCUAAACGAGGCUUGGGGUGAGAGAAGGGGAUAAGUUUCUAAAAAAAACUGUGGUACUGCAUCUGUGGAAGAGUAUAACUGUGUAAUUUUGUUUCAUCA
Molecule: messenger RNA, 2092 nt
Organism: Pocillopora verrucosa
Lineage: Eukaryota; Metazoa; Cnidaria; Anthozoa; Scleractinia; Pocilloporidae
Source: RefSeq, a predicted model, not a curated record